Nelumbo nucifera (sacred lotus) is the source of this 1713-nucleotide messenger RNA. RefSeq names its product disease resistance protein RPM1-like. Gene Ontology annotation, molecular function: ADP binding. Gene Ontology annotation, biological process: defense response to other organism. Lineage: Eukaryota; Viridiplantae; Streptophyta; Magnoliopsida; Proteales; Nelumbonaceae. The record is from RefSeq and is a predicted model, not a curated record.
AUGGAGAUACAAGGCAUAAAAACCAGGGUUCGUGAAAUUUUUGAGAGAAGCCAAAGGUAUCGCCUUAAUACGCUAGAAGUAGGUUCAAGUUCCAUUGCCACUAAUCAUAAUACGUGGCAUAAUCCUCGAGAGGAUUCUCUUCUGCUGGAGGAGGCUGAGCUCGUGGGCACGAAUAAACCCAAAAGGAAACUGAUUGGAUGGUUGGUGGAGGAAAAUCCUAAAAAGUUUGCAGUAGUUUCGGUCAUCGGCAUGGGUGGUUUAGGCAAGACCACCAUUGUCAAGAAAGUCUACAAUGAUGAGAGCGUGCAGGGAUACUUCAGACACCGAGCCUGGCUCAAUAUCUCCCAGUCUUUCAAGGUUGGUGAUCUCUUAAGGAGCAUGAUAGAGAAACUCUUCAAGGCAAGUGAGCAAUCGAUUCCUCAAGAGAUGGAGAAGAUGAAUGACACUGAUCUCAAGAAAAUACUGAAGGAAUUCUUGCUAGAAAAAACAUAUUUGAUCGUCUUAGAUGAUAUGUGGAAUAUCGAUGCGUGGGAGGCUCUUAAAUUGGCGCUUCCUAGAAGGAAUUUGGGCAAUCGAAUAAUCAUUACAACACGUUUCAUGAACAUAGCCUCCUCCUUCAAAGAAUUUAUCGGCCAUGUUCACCACCUUAAGCCUCUUGGAUCGGAGGACGCUUGGGCUCUCUUCUGCAUAAAAGUGUUUCCCCUAGAAAGUGAUUGCCCCCACACUUGGAGGAUCUUUCUCAGAAGAUCUUGGGAAGAUGCGAAGGUUAACUGUGUAAGGCUGAUACGGCUAUGGGUAGCAAAAGGAUUCAUAAAAGAAAAGGGAGGAUUGACUAUGGAAGAGACAACACAGAACUAUUUCAAGGAGCUGAUCAAUAGAUGCCUAGUUCAGAUUGCAGACACACAUAGCGAUGGAACUAUGAAAAAGUGUAAAAUCCAUGAUCUAAUGCGUGACAUCAUCAUUCUGAAAGCACGCGAGGCAUAUUUUGCUGGUUCACUGAAUCAUGUUCCAUUGGAGAUUUUCCCGGAUGAAAUUGUAAAUCUGUUGCAUUUGAAGUACCUAAGUCUGAGGGGAACAAAUAUCAAAAUGAUCCCAGAGUCCAUAGGGAGGCUUAGAAAUCUAGAAACACUCGAUCUUAAGAAGACCUAUGUGACUAAACUACCCAAGUAUAUCCUCAAGCUUCAACAACUCCGUCAUAUUCUUAUUUAUCGAUAUCAGGUAGAAUCCUAUUUACCUUUUGAUUCUGCCCAACUAGUCACAGUCCCAACAGGUAUUGGAGGUUUAGUAGCCCUACAAAAGCUUGCGUAUUUAGAUGCAAGCCAUGGGAAAGGCAUAAUUAGAGAGUUGGGAAGGUUGACCCAACUAAGGAGGUUGGGAAUUAGAAGGCUUAGAAAAGAAUAUGGACUUGGACUAUGUGACUCAAUUGCAAAGAUGGAUCACCUACUUUCAUUUGAUGUGUCUUUACGAGAUGAGGAUGAGAUCCUUGAUUUACAGUUACUACCAUCUCCUUCCAAACUCUUAGAACGUCUAUAUUUAAAAGGGCGUUUAGAGAAGUUACUGACAUGGAUACCUUUGCUUGAUAACCUGGUGAAAAUAUGUCUGAGAUGGUCAAGAUUAAAGAAUGAUCUCACUGAUGCCCUUCAAGCUUUGCCCAACUUGGUGAUCUUCGUCUUCUUAAAGCUUAUGAGGGAGAAGGAUUAUGGUUUUCAUUAG